Messenger RNA from Schizophyllum commune H4-8, 1442 nucleotides. RefSeq lists its product as uncharacterized. The record is from RefSeq and is a predicted model, not a curated record. The transcript is spliced from 9 exons. The coding region runs from base 1 to 1344 and encodes 447 amino acids. Lineage: Eukaryota; Fungi; Basidiomycota; Agaricomycetes; Agaricales; Schizophyllaceae.
AUGGCCUCGUGCGCUUCUUGCCGACUCGUGGAGUACCCUCGCAAUGCGCUGGAGAUCAUCUCAUGCGCUAUUGUGACUCGCGUCGAGGAAUUUUGCGUCAUCGGCGGUGAUGUCGGACCUCGAGCGCGUUCCCUGCACGCAUACAUGCGGAUCUUCUCCUCGGAGACUGCGUCUAAGCUGCGGGAAAAGAGUUACACGCCAGCUCUCGAUGGGGAGCGCCGGCGCUUGAGCGUGACCUUCACGCCGACCUCGAUUACGCCGAGCCCGAACUUGGCGCAUAUAUCCGGUCGACGGUCCUGUUAUGCUACCAAGCAUGAGCGACUAUCGAUUGCGCUGAUCCCCGGCCAGUACGACACAUCUGCGCUACGGACCACAACAUUGAGUCUCGAGCUUGUUGUGCACAGUGUUCCUCCAGGCGACGCUGCGUCCUGCUACGCGCGCACGAUGGGGUCUGGCGCGACUCCGCUCAAAUCGAGCGUCGUAUUCUCGAGGUCGACUGUCAUGUCGUUCAGGACUAGCGCACUCCCGCUAAGGUACGUUCGAGCACCAAGUAGGUUCCCGCUUUCGCCUGCCUCCCAGUUCGUCCAUGACGCGGAUGUCCGCUUCGCCCUACUCAAACCGCCACCGCUCAACUUCCCCCGGUCUUGGACGCGCAUACGCCCCGACGCCAUAGAGCUGCUGGUGCUCGCCAUGGUCGCCAUGUCCUUCGGAACCUUGAAAUCUCUCCAGUGCGCUGAUCCUGCGCGCGCGAUGAAGAGCAAGACCUACGCAACGUCGCUCGGGACAUGGCCGUCCGACGCUUGGAAAGCCAGCACAGACCGUAUCUCGUCCUCUUCUGUCUUGAUCUCAACGUAUCACGAACCCUCACCCGUCAAUGCCAGCACGCCUCGAGCCGAAAUCGACCAUGCUCUCAAUUUCGACGCAUAUAAUCAGCCGUCGAGCUCGCUCACACGAAGGACGCGCGACUCGAGCAACCGCGCGCGGUCUGCAAGACAACUGGCGCUCGAUUCCGCGUCUCCGCCAUCGCUUGACUCUCUAAGGACUGGCGAGUUGAUGUUCUCUUGGGUUGCUCGGAUGUACAUGUUGAAGUUGCGCUUCCGAACCUUGACGAUCCGCUUGGGAUUCGCCGUCAACGCCAUACCUGCGACAACCUGUCAUCAUGUCUGCGAAUCCGCCGUCGACAGUCUUCAUCCAGGCCUUCCAAGUCACCAACUUCCUGUUGGCCGGCAUGGUCCGCUGCUAUUCCACGACGCUCUCGUGUUUCCCUCCGGCGCUCAUUGGACGACGCGCCUCGGCGUGAUCGUGAUUAGACCCACGCCCGUCGGCAGCUCGACCCUCGAGUAAGGCAGGCCACCGUAUCGAGAGCGUCGUCGACUGGGACCGUGAGGACCGCAAUCGGUUGCGCGACGUGCCGUAGAAGGAUGGCCGCUUGCGCCUCGCCA